CUUUAUUCUCUAAACAGACACCUCGCCCAAACUCUUUUCUCUUGCAAAGCUCGUAGCAGAUUGCAGAACAGCACAAGUAGACGCCGGCUCUCUCUCCCUUUCUCCUUUUCGGCUCUAUUGCAACGUUCAGAGACGAUUACACAGAAGUUCGUGCAAUACCCAGAGGUUUCUCUGCAAGGGAGGGAAAACCAAGAAAUACGGCAGCCCGCGUACCACUACCACCUUUAGCACUAGUUUCUGGUAAGACAAAUCCUGGUCUUGUGAAAGAGUCAUGGAUGAUAGAUCUUUGAAUCUAACCACGAGUUUCAUUGACCAGAUAGUGGUACCGGGAGAUGUGGUUCUUGAUCUAUCAAGCAUGUCUAACCAAACCAUCAAGUUGGGUGGAGGAUUGCGUCAGGACUGUGACACCAUUUCUGUGAUGAAGGCUGGGAAGCUAAAGUUCUCAAAACCAAACAAGUAUUGGGUUGAAAGUUCCCAGAAGAGGUAUGUACCCUGUGUGGAGGACACAAUUCUUGGUACUGUGGUAGACUCAAAGGCAGAUAACUUUCUUGUGGAUAUAAAAGGACCUACUUUGGCAUUUUUACCUGUACUUGCCUUUGAGGGAGGAACGAGGAGAAACAUACCAAAAUAUGAGGCAGGUACAUUGCUCUAUGUCCGAGUGGUCAAAGCAAAUGCUGGCAUGAAUCCUGAGCUCUCAUGCACUGAUGCCAGUGGGAAAGCAGCAGAGUUUGGUGUCUUGAAAGAUGGCUAUAUGUUUGAAACAUCAACUGGCCUCUCACGAAUGUUGCUAAGCUCCCCUACAUGUCCGGUUCUUGAAGCUCUGGGGAAAAAGCUAUCAUUUGAGAUAGCUAUCGGGCUAAAUGGCCGAGUCUGGGUCAAUGCUGCAUCUCCGUCCACGGUUAUCCUUGUCUCAAAUGCAAUCAUGAACUCAGAAUCUUUGAGCGGGGUGCAGCAAAGAAUCAUGGUGGAAAAACUUAUGCAGAAAUUUCAGUCUUCGAGUUGAUAAGUUGGAAGUUGGAUAUGGUGGACGAAUUAAACUACUGCAGUUUCCGUCUGAGUUUUAUGGUAUUAUGGCCCUCUGUUAUUUAGGCUCGAGUAUUUGAAUGCAAGAUCUAACAAUGGUUGGCAUGUCGUUCUGUGCAACACUUGGGUUUAGCUACUCAGACUGAGAAUAAAAGCUUCAUUCAUGUUACCCCCUUGCCAUUUUCUUUCCUAUUCUACAAUUUUUAGUAUCAUUCUCUUUAUAUUUACUGAAGAGAGAUUUUACAGUGUAGUUAACUUGUAUAUUAUUUAUUUAUUUUUAUCUAAAAUGAAAUUGUAUCUUUGCAAUCCA
Molecule: messenger RNA, 1333 nt
Organism: Nelumbo nucifera (sacred lotus)
Lineage: Eukaryota; Viridiplantae; Streptophyta; Magnoliopsida; Proteales; Nelumbonaceae
Biological process (GO): TRAMP-dependent tRNA surveillance pathway; CUT catabolic process; U4 snRNA 3'-end processing
Cellular component (GO): nuclear exosome (RNase complex); cytoplasmic exosome (RNase complex)
Molecular function (GO): RNA binding
Source: RefSeq, a predicted model, not a curated record